GUGGUGGGAGUAGCAGCAAGUAAAAAAAGAUGUCCAAAUUUUGCAACCAAAGUUCAUGGAUGUUUGGUUUUCAUCUCCAAAACACAAACAAUGUAACCAGGUAUCACCCUUUAGUUUCAUUAUCUGGUAUCUUAAAAUCAUCAUCUGUGUGCUGCUUCGCCACUCGAUUAAACUUCAACGAGACUCAUGUAAGACGACUAGAGGUCCAUAGACAAAGAAGAUGCCAACUAGUACCCACAAAAAGUCAAACAAAUGAUCAUAUUACAAGUUCUACUCAUGAAGAUAUUAAUGAAGAUGGUAUCUCUAAAGCAACAUUAGUAUGGAGGGCAAUCAAGUUACCAAUCUAUUCCGUUGCACUAGUUCCCUUAACUGUGGGAAGCGCAGCAGCUUAUCUACAAACAGGUGUGUAUUCAGCCAAGCAAUAUGCUCUGCUUUUGGCUUCAUCGAUCCUUAUAAUCACUUGGCUCAAUUUAAGCAACGAUGUUUAUGAUUUUGAUACAGGAGCAGAUAUAAACAAGAAAGAGUCUGUUGUUAACAUGAUCGGAAGCCGGUCAGGGACUCUUAUGGCUGCAUUAUUAUUGCUUGCUUUAGGGUCCACGGGGCUUGUUUGGGCAGCCAUGGAGGCUGCAAAUAUGAGGUCAAUGUUGCUCCUGGCUUCUGCAAUUACUUGUGGUUACAUAUAUCAGGUACUAAUACACCAUUACACCCAAAACAGAAAUACCCCCCUAUGCAUUUGCUUACUUGUACUGUACACUAACCUGUCACAGUGCCCACCUUUCCGGUUGAGUUACCUGGGUCUGGGAGAACCAUUGUGCUUUGCAGCUUUUGGACCUUUUGCAACCACAGCCUUUUACCUGUUACAAGGUAGUAGUAGCACAAUGGUGAAAAGUCUACCAAUAACUGGCACUAUUUUAUCGGCUUCAGUAUUAGUUGGCAUUACCACAUCGCUUAUUCUUUUCUGCAGUCACUUUCACCAGAUUACAGGCGAUAAAGCGGUAGGGAAACUCUCUCCUCUGGUGAGGAUCGGCGCAAAAACAGGUUCAAAUGUGGUGAAAACGGCAGUGAUUUCCCUCUAUGCACUUCUGUUUCUUCUUGGCAUUUGCAGAGCUCUCCCAGUCACUUCCAUAUUUCUGUGUGCACUUACACUACCCAUGGGCAGGCUUGUAGUCAGCUUUGUUUCCGAUAACCACCAGGAUAAUAUGAAAAUAUUUAUGGCGAAAUAUUUCUGUGUUCGGUUGCAUGCGUUAUUUGGAGCUGCUUUGGCUGCUGGGAUGGUAGUAGCCAGAAUUAUCACAAGAAUCAGUCUACCACAAUCACUUAUUAAUUGAUUAAAAUACCAAAUUCUUCCUACAGUUGUAUGUGUACAAGAUGAGAGAUUCUAGCACGGCUUUAGUCUUAAUAAACAAAAGGUGUUUGACCAUUUAUAGAACCA
Molecule: messenger RNA, 1432 nt
Organism: Erigeron canadensis
Lineage: Eukaryota; Viridiplantae; Streptophyta; Magnoliopsida; Asterales; Asteraceae
Product: 2-carboxy-1,4-naphthoquinone phytyltransferase, chloroplastic
Exons: 9
Coding region: 30-1328 (432 amino acids)
Biological process (GO): phylloquinone biosynthetic process
Cellular component (GO): membrane
Molecular function (GO): prenyltransferase activity
Source: RefSeq, a predicted model, not a curated record